Molecule: messenger RNA, 2245 nt
Organism: Desarmillaria tabescens
Lineage: Eukaryota; Fungi; Basidiomycota; Agaricomycetes; Agaricales; Physalacriaceae
Product: major facilitator superfamily domain-containing protein
Exons: 10
Coding region: 191-1747 (518 amino acids)
Biological process (GO): transmembrane transport
Cellular component (GO): plasma membrane
Molecular function (GO): transmembrane transporter activity
Source: RefSeq, a predicted model, not a curated record
UGGCACUGCUCAAGACAGUUACGCCCCGAUAAUAACCCUCUAUCGUUUCCUCAUUCUUCGGAAAGAAUCGGGAAGGCUAUUCCUUUUUGGAAGAAACUCCAAGGAACCCUGGUCCCGGGAAAUUUAUGAGUCUCUAAGGCUCGACUCGCAUAGAAUGUACCACACGCUUUCUUUAUUACGAUGAACGGUCAUGAGACUACUUAAAGCAUGCAUUUCAAAAAGGAUCAGAGAAUCCACGGUCUGCGGAGACCCAGCCUCUGAAGCUUCCGAAAGUACUCGGGCUAUAGAUACGGCUACUGUACCAGACGUAGUCCCAAAGUCAUAUACGCCUGGAAACAUUUGGUUUGUUGUCGGCCUCGUAUCUCUUGCGGGUCUUGCAAGCCCAUUUCCUGCAACCAUAUAUUUUCCUUCCCUCCCCAUUUUGACGCAGGUGUUUCAUGAAACAACCGAACGGUUGAACUUGACUCUUACCAUCUUUCUGGUACCUAUGGCCGUCUUCCCUAUGGUAUGGGGACCACUAUCAGACAGAUGGGGCCGACGACCCUGCAUCAUCGCAAGCUUGGUCAUCUUAACCCUUACUUGCGUCGGUCUUGCCCUCGUACCAACUAACGCGUUCUGGUUAUUAAUGUUUCUUCGAUUCCUUCAAUCUGCCGGAUGUACCGGCACUGUUGCUCUAGGUGCCGGUGCUAUUGCGGAUAUCACGACGCGCGCCGAUCGUGGCGGCUAUUUCGGAGCUUUUAACGUUGGCCCUAUGGUUGGUCCUUGUGUUGGUCCGGUAAUCGGUGGUUUACUUGCUCAGUAUCUCGGUUGGCGUUCCAUUUUUUGGUUUCUGGCAAUUUUUUCAGCAGUAUUGCUCGCAUUAUUGCUCCUAUUCCUCCCAGAAACUCUGCCUUGUAUCGUUGGAGACGGCAGUAUAAGGCCGUCAUUCAUUUACAGACCCUGGAUCAAAGUAUUUCGCCGAAGCGAUUGUCAGGACUCAGUUAUCGCCCACAGACCACCUCCGAAGCCCCUUUGCAAUCCAUUCUCACUGAUUGCACAUCUCGACAUUCUCGUCGGGCUGUUUUAUGCAAGUGUUUCAUUCGCCAUACAAUAUAGUAUUUCUGGAACGCUAGCGAAUGCAUACAAAGUACACUACCCAUUUCUCAAUAGCGCCAAUGUCGGUCUCUGUUAUCUAGCCAAUGGAGGAGGCUUGAUUCUCGGCGCAAUUAUUAACGGCAGGGUUCUUGACUUUGAUUAUCGUCGAGCACGCGGUAAAUUCCUGCGUGCUGCUCAAGACAAAGACAAGGCAAUAAAUGGACAUGUACUACGGAACUUCGAAAACUUUCCGCUGGAAUCUGUACGGCUUAAAUGGAGUCCCCAUUUCGUUAUCAUGUAUGCGGCAUGCGUGAUAGGCUGGGGCUGGUGUGUAGAGAAGUCUGUGUUUCUCGCAGGACCCCUGUCUUUACAAGUUGCUCUCGGUUUCGCGAGCAUAUCAGUUAUCAAUACUAUCAUGACGCUUAUGGUGGAUCUCAUACCCAAUCAAAGUUCGUCAAUAACUGCUUGUGUCAAUUUUAUGAGAGCCUCGCUUGCUGCGAUUUUAAUUUCGGUGCAGGACAAGGCUAUUUCGGGCGUCGGUUACGGAUGGACCUACACAAUACUGGGAGCGAUUUGUGCUCUUAUGCUUCCUAUGGUGUUUUUACAGAUUAAAAUCGGCCCCAAUUGUCGAGGGCGUCGGCGACAGAGAGAUGCCCCGCCGGCCUCUGUCUGAUUGCUUUGGUAUAGAAGACAUAAUAAAGAACCUUCCUUUCGCAUCCCAUUUCUAGUAAAAACGCUAGUAACUCUUGUGCUUUACAUACAUACACUGCAAUGCUCACGUUUUUCUCCUUCGGCGAAUCGUAGGCUGGUCCCUGUUCGUCCAAACAAUGUGCUCACUACCGUUGUGUAUGCGGUCUCGAUAUAGCCAGGCCAUUUCCUCUGCUCGGUGAUCACGUCCAAGUGGAGGAGAGGACCCUGAGAAUUCUUUCACAUCGGGGCAGGCUGCGAUCCGUGUAAAAUUCCUACAGUAAGGUGGGAUUAUUAGGGUUGAGGUGGAAGGACUGAUAGCUGAGAUCGAAUGAAACUGGAGACAAUCAUUGAAAAUGGAUCAUGUUUUCACCUUUUCGAAAUUCUAUGAUACACGGAACAAAUAUCUACGCGAAUUCUUUCGAGGACAAUCCCUGAUGAUUGACAAACUAAUUCUUCGACUGCAUAACACUUGCGGAGUAUU